GCUUCAGGAUCGGAGUCCUCUGAGCUGUCCAGGAUGGGGUUCAUGGAGCCCCGGACCCUCCUCCUGCUGCUCGCGGGGGCCCUGGCCCUGACCGAGACCCGGGCGGGCUCCCACUCCCUGAUGUAUUUCCACACCGCCGUGUCCCGGCCCGAACUCGGGGAGCCCCGCUUCAUCUCCGUGGGCUACGUGGACGACACGCAGUUCGUGCGCUUCGACAGCAACGCCGAGAACCCAAGACAGGAACCGAAGACAUCGUGGAUUCGGCAGGUGGAACCCGAGUACUGGGACCGGAACACGCAGAUCUCCAAGAACAACGCACAGUUUUACCGCGGGAGCCUGAACACCCUGCGCGGCUACUACAACCAGAGCGAGGCCGGCUCUCACACCUUCCAGCACAUGUAUGGCUGCGAAAUCGGGGAGGACGGGCGCCUCCUCCGCGGGUACGGGCAGUGGGCCUAUGAUGGCAAGGACUACCUCGCCCUGAAUGAGGACCUGCGCACCUGGACCGCGGCCGACAUGGCGGCUCAGAACACCAAGCUCAAGUCGGAGGCAGCGGGUGCUGCUGAGCACUACAGGGCCUACCUGGAGAGCACGUGCGUGGAGUGGCUGCGCAGACACCUGGAGAUGGGAAAGGACACUCUGCAGAGAGCAGACCCACCCACAGCACAUGUGACUCACCACCCAGUCUCUGACCAGAAGGCCACCCUGAGGUGCUGGGCCCUGGGCUUCUACCCCAAGGACAUCACACUCACCUGGCAGCGGGAUGGGGAGGACCUGACCCAGGACACAGAGCUGGUGGAGACCAGGCCUUCAGGGAACAGAACCUUCCAGAAGUGGGCAGCUGUGCUGGUGCCUUCUGGAGAGGAGCAGAGAUACACGUGCCACGUGGAGCAUGAGGGGCUGCCUGAGCCCCUUACCCUGAGAUGGGGUAAGGAGUACGGGAGAGAUGGAGUCUCCAGCAAUAGUGGGAAUGAGACCAGGAGUCAGAGCCCCUUUUUGUCCCUUCCCCUCUCAGAGCCUCCUCAGCCCACUGUGCCCAUGUGGGGAGUCAUCGCUGGCCUGGUCCUCCUGGCAGCUGUGCUCAUUGGAGCUGUGGUCACUGCUGUGAUGAUGAAGAGGAAGCGCUCAGGUGGGAAAGGAGGGAUCUACACUAAGGCUGCAGGUGGAGACAGUUCCCAGGGCUCCGACUCCUCUCUGAAAGUUUGAAAGUGUGAGACAACAGCCUUGUUGGGACAGACCUGCUGAAGUCCCCAUCUUGGUUUUCUUCAAAAAGCCCCACCCUCCCUUCCUGCCAAGGCAGCUGAGUGUGUUCCUGUGGGCACAGUGUGAGGUGGGAGCCUGGCCCUCCCAGCCCAGCACGGGCACCUCUGACCCUGUCUCAAGUCAGAUGCAUCUGCUGCAGCUUCAUCCUACACUGUGCAAUUCAUUUUUAACAAUUCCAAUCACCAGGUG
Ochotona curzoniae (black-lipped pika) is the source of this 1452-nucleotide messenger RNA. RefSeq names its product patr class I histocompatibility antigen, B-2 alpha chain-like. Lineage: Eukaryota; Metazoa; Chordata; Mammalia; Lagomorpha; Ochotonidae. The coding region runs from base 34 to 1206 and encodes 390 amino acids. Gene Ontology annotation, cellular component: external side of plasma membrane. Gene Ontology annotation, biological process: antigen processing and presentation of endogenous peptide antigen via MHC class Ib; immune response; positive regulation of T cell mediated cytotoxicity. Gene Ontology annotation, molecular function: peptide antigen binding; signaling receptor binding. The record is from RefSeq and is a predicted model, not a curated record. The transcript is spliced from 7 exons.